AUGGCUCAAUUUGUGCAGGUAGUAUACCUGUCAGGCCACCUUCACCUUCCAGAGACGCUCUCUUCUUUAGCUGUUGCUAGUGCAUCGGUCCGCAAUUUGCACCUGGCUUGGAAAUGGUGA
Molecule: messenger RNA, 120 nt
Organism: Colletotrichum abscissum
Lineage: Eukaryota; Fungi; Ascomycota; Sordariomycetes; Glomerellales; Glomerellaceae
Exons: 1
Coding region: 1-120 (39 amino acids)
Source: RefSeq, a predicted model, not a curated record